Nerophis lumbriciformis (worm pipefish) is the source of this 1576-nucleotide messenger RNA. It is a transcript of the gene smarce1, whose product is annotated as SWI/SNF related BAF chromatin remodeling complex subunit E1. Gene Ontology annotation, molecular function: nucleosomal DNA binding; nuclear receptor binding. Gene Ontology annotation, cellular component: SWI/SNF complex. The record is from RefSeq and is a predicted model, not a curated record. Gene Ontology annotation, biological process: negative regulation of DNA-templated transcription. NCBI's taxonomy places the organism in Eukaryota, Metazoa, Chordata, Actinopteri, Syngnathiformes, Syngnathidae.
CUUAAACCGCAUAGUGGUGCUUAUGUAAAGUUGGAGGAGAAAGGAAAGGAAAGAAAAGAGACGAAGAACAAGAAGACGGAAGAGUAGCGACAUACUACUGCUUGCAGAGAACAAAGGCGACAGCUCACUGGAAAAGGUCGCCGCUAUUUCAACCACGAUGUCGAAACGACCAUCGUACGCUCCGGCCCCUCCACCUGCACCAACUACUCAAGUGCCUUCCACCCCAGGCUUUGUGGGCUACAACCCUUACAGCCACUUGGCCUACAACAACCUGCGACUGGGAGGGAGCUCCGCAGGCUCCAGCAGGAACCUGUCGGGCAUCACAGUCCCAAAGCCUCCCAAACCUCCAGACAAACCGCUGAUGCCUUACAUGCGUUACAGCCGGAAGGUAAGCAGGAAGGUGUGGGACCAAGUCAAGGCCUCCAACCCCGACCUCAAGUUGUGGGAGAUCGGCAAGAUCAUUGGUGGCAUGUGGAGAGACCUGACUGAUGAAGAGAAGCAGGAUUACCUCAACGAGUACGAGGCUGAGAAGAUCGAGUACAAUGACUCCAUGAAGGCCUACCACAACUCUCCUGCCUACUUGGCGUACGUCAAUGCCAAGAACCGUGCUGAGGCGGCCAUGGAGGAGGAAAGCAGACAGAGGCAGAGUCGUAUCGACAAGGGAGAACCCUACAUGAGCAUUCAGCCUGCUGAGGACCCUGAUGACUACGACGAUGGCUUCUCUGUCAAGCACACGGCAGCUGCUCGCUUCCAGAGGAACCACAGACUCAUCAGUGACAUCCUGAGUGAGAUCGUGUUGCCAGACGUGCGCUCUGUGGUGACCACUGCACGCAUGCAGGUCUUGAAGAGGCAGGUCCAGUCUCUGAUGGUGCAUCAGAGAAAGCUGGAGGCGGAGCUUCUGCAAAUCGAGGACCGUCAUCAAGACAAGAAAAGACGCUUCUUGGAGACCACAGACUCCUUCAACACGGAACUCAAGCGGCUGUGCAGUCAGAAGAUCGAGGUGGACAUGGACAAGCUAGCGGCAGAGAUGGCGGCUGCCGACGAGGCUGCCAAACGGCGGCUGGAGGAGAAGGAACGUGCGGCGGCGGAGGUGGCUCACAAGAAACAAGAAGAGGAAGAAGAAGAAGAAGAAAUGUCUGCAAAGCAAAGCAACACUGCUAACUCGGCGUCAGACGGCGAGGAGGAAGACAAGCUCACGCCCAUGGAAACAGAUGCAGGUGCUCCUGACUCUUCAGACGCUGCAACAUGUCAGUCUGUGAAAGCUCCUGUCCUGGACGCCACCAACAAGAACCUCAAUGCUGAAAGUCCUGCUGGCGCUCCUCAUGUCCCGGACGCACCUGUGGACCAGGACAGUUCUUCUAGCACACCUCCACCUGCCCUGCAGCUCACCUGAUGUCCUCCGAAGAAUAUAUCUGGUGAUGUGGCUUUUAAAGGUAAUCCUCUUUAACUUCUGUGCUUGGCUUUAGAUGGAGGACUUAGUAUUAGCCUCGCGGCACAUGACCAAUGUUUUUACACUUCUAGCAAAUCAUUAGAAGACUUUGUUUUACUAGGACAAUAAAUUUCUUUUCAUCACAAA